CUUGUUACAUGUCUCUCCAUCCAUUGUCCAUUUCCGUACUUCACUAUUUAUGUGCGACAACGAGUCGGUCACUUCAAGCCUGACCACCAACAUCCAACAUCUCUUCCUCUCAAUUCCAGCUGCCUUUUACAUAGUAUUUCGCCCCGUUGCAUCCUGUUAGCUUUACAUCAUACCGCGCCUUGAGUCCCCUCGAUUCUGCUACGACCGCCUCCAUCUACACGACGUACCCGCCCUGGUAUCCGAAACCCCUUCAUCGCAAUGCAUCGUACAUAUUCUAUGCGCCAAUCGAGGGCGCCGACUGCCUCCCAGAUCCAAAACCCUCCUCCACCACCGUCCUCAACCAAGUCCGGCCGAAUCUUCGGCAAAGGAGGCUUUGGACAUGCCCUUCGUCGAAAUGCUGCUGGCGCGUUUGGCCCCGACCUGGCUAAGAAGCUAACCCAGCUUGUCAAGAUGGAGAAGAAUGUAAUGCGCAGCCUAGAGCUUGUGGCUAAGGAGCGCAUGGAAGUCGCCCAACAACUCUCGAUCUGGGGCGAGGCUGGUGACGAAGACGUUUCCGAUGUCACCGACAAACUAGGUGUCCUCCUGUACGAAAUCGGCGAGCUCGAAGAUCAGUAUGUGGAUCGCUACGAUCAAUAUCGUGUGACCAUGAAGAGCAUUAGGAACAUCGAAGCAUCGGUGCAACCCAGCAGAGACCGCAAGCAGAAGAUUGCCGACCAGAUUGCUCAGCUCAAGUAUAAAGAGCCGAACUCGCCCAAGAUCGUUGUCCUUGAACAGGAGCUUGUCCGUGCCGAGGCUGAGUCUCUUGUCGCCGAAGCACAGCUAUCGAACAUCACCCGCGAAAAGAUUAAAGCGGCAUACACCUAUCAAUUUGACGCUCUACGUGAGCACAGUGAGAAAGUCGCCAUCAUUGCUGGAUUCGGAAAGCAUCUGUUAGAGCUGAUUGAUGACACCCCGGUUACUCCUGGUGAGACACGUCCUGCGUACGACGGCUACGAAGCGAGCAAGGCCAUCAUUCAGGACUGCGAAGAGGCACUGACCAAUUGGGUUACAUCAAACGCUGCUGUUAGCGCUAAGCUCUCGACGCGCGCCAGAACACUUUCGACCAGGCGCCGUAACAACAUCAAGGCCCGAUCAGAAGGUCUAGACUUGUCUGGCCAAGAUGUACCACUGAAUGAUCGUGACUCCUGGGUUGCCGCCGGUGAUCACAAGGGCGAGGAGUACGAGGAAGAGUCCGAUAUAGAUGACCAGGCCCACUCCGUCCUCGACUCUGACAACAGCUUAAACGGCGGCGAGCAGCGUGGCAGGCAGCCAAUAGCAGCUUGAAAAUAGGAGCCAAACAAAGGAAGUAAUAAAUCACCUAAUGUCUAAUGCGACCCAGCGCCGUGCAGAGAGAUUAAUGGGUACUACUUGGGCCACGUUCUAUGGCUCUACGGAAUAGUUGCGGAUGUGGACGGGCUGGGCCUGGCGGGUUGCUUAUCGCGUAUUGGAAUAUUCUGUCUGGAUACGCAAAAUCGCUUAGAUAUCUUCAUUCGUUCAAACCGGCUGUAAGGCAGUAAAAGGUUUCGUGUACUGUUAACGAGCUAUUCGUUGCUACUGUAAUAUUUGCUACGCUGAGACCAGAAACCACUGUAUGAAUGAAUGAAUGUUAAUUUCUCACCAAGACUGUUUCUACAAAAAUGAAGUAGGAACCCGGGUAAUUCAGAUUCUACCUACAACAGACAUUACAGCU
This is a messenger RNA of Xylaria bambusicola, 1729 nucleotides long. RefSeq names its product Eisosome component PIL1-domain-containing protein. The record is from RefSeq and is a predicted model, not a curated record. Bases 259 to 1323 code for a protein of 354 amino acids. NCBI's taxonomy places the organism in Eukaryota, Fungi, Ascomycota, Sordariomycetes, Xylariales, Xylariaceae. Gene Ontology annotation, biological process: eisosome assembly; negative regulation of protein kinase activity; endocytosis. The transcript is spliced from 6 exons. Gene Ontology annotation, cellular component: eisosome filament; plasma membrane. Gene Ontology annotation, molecular function: lipid binding.